AGCAAAUCCGAAAAAAAAGUUUAACAACAAGACGUGUUGCGCACGGGUACUAUGCGAGUUGCAAAAUAAAAGUUUAACAAAACAAAAUAUUCAACUUACGCGUGUGAAACGAAACUCUGAAACACAAUUAACCAGCAAGCUAACUGAGAGUCCGGAAAAGCACGAAAAUGUGGAACCCAACAACAGCAGCGGAAGCAGCAGCAACAAAAGCAACAGCAACAAGUGACAGCAGCCAGGAGGACUGUAGCUGCAGCAGCAGCGCUGCCAGUGUUGAACAGCGCCCCCCCAACGCAGCCUCCUCCUCCGACAGCAGCGGUAAAAACGCAAAGUCAACAUUUGGCGGCAAAGCGCAAGAAGAAGAGGCGGCCGCCGCCAUUAACCAAAAGCACAAGGAAUUUGCCGUGCAAAGCGAAACAAGCGAUUCGGGCUUCAUUUCCGGACCGCAAUCCUCGCAAAUCUUCAGCGAGGAGAUCAUCCCUGAAGCAGAGGAACAGCAGCAGCCGGAGCUCAAGGACCAGGAGCCCCAACAGAAACAGAAGCAACAGCAAUCCGUGGUCCUUGAUUCCGGCAUUAUCGACGAGGACGAAGAGGACGUAGAGGAGGAGGAGCCCGCCCAGGAGGACAAAAGCAGCAAUCAAAUGCGCCUCAAGCACAGCACGGACGCAGGCAUACCGCAAUGGACGGUCCAGAGCAACUUGGCGGGUCGCGGCGAGCAGCUAAACAAUCUCGGCCAGAGCAGUGGCGGCAGCAGCUCCGCCCAGGUUUCGGCUAACCGUACCAAGCCCGGCCCACAAUCUACCACACAGUCCAACACAGCUGCCGGCGCCACCACGAAUCCCUCCACCGCUCCGCAGAGCAGUAUCAACAUUAUGAAUGCAUGGGAACAGUUCUAUCAGCAAAACGAUGUCGGCGACACACCUCUGCACCUGGCCUGUAUUUCGGGAUCCGUGGACGUGGUAACUGCCUUAAUUCGCAGCCCGCAUCCAUGCCUGCUCAACAUUCAGAACGAUGUGGCCCAAACUCCGCUACAUUUGGCCGCCCUCACCGCCCAGCCCAAUAUCAUGAGGAUGCUGCUGCUGGCCGGAGCUGAGCCCUCGGUGCGCGAUAGCCAUGGAAAUACCGCUCUACACCUUUCCUGCAUUGCCGGAGAGAAGCAGUGCGUCCGUGCAUUGACGGAGAAGUUUGGAGCCACGGAGAUUCAUGAGGCACACCGUCAAUAUGGACACCGUUCCAAUGAUAAGGCUGUUAGCUCACUGAGCUACGCCCGUCUGCCUGCCGAUCUUGAGAUUCGCAACUAUGAUGGUGAGCGCUGUGUACAUUUGGCUGCCGAGGCGGGACACAUUGAUAUCUUACGCAUUUUGGUAUCUCAUGGAGCCGACAUUAAUGCCAGGGAGGGCAAAUCUGGACGCACACCGCUGCACAUUGCGAUCGAGGGCUGCAACGAGGAUCUGGCCAACUUCCUGCUCGACGAGUGUGAGAAGCUCAACCUGGAGACGGCCACCUUUGCCGGCCUGACGGCCUACCAGUUUGCGUGCAUCAUGAACAAGUCGCGCAUGCAAAAUAUCCUGGAGAAGCGCGGUGCGGAGACUGUGACGCCGCCGGAUAGUGAUUACGACAGUAGCGAUAUCGAAGAUCUAGACGAUACGAAGAUGUACGAUCGCUUUGGUGAUCCACGUUACUUUGUAAGCUACAAUGGCUGCAAUCCCAUGACGGUUGCCUGAAUGCCCCCAAUCCAAUCUGUACAUACGCCCUAGACUAAUGCAUAAACACAUUUAUGUACACCUAUGAUUAUAACACAAACCGAAUUCCCGAGACCUGCAACGCAAGCCCUUCCUGCCGCAGACAUAAUAUUCCCUGACACACGUUCCCGAGAAAACCCAAUGAAUGUACUUACUUAGCUACUGUCCAUCAUCGAGUGGUACCCGAAACCGAAUCCAAUUUGUUUGUGUUAAACGAUAGUAUUUAAAGAGCGAAAUAAAGCAUGCAAGAGGAUGCAGAGAA
Molecule: messenger RNA, 2001 nt
Organism: Drosophila serrata
Lineage: Eukaryota; Metazoa; Arthropoda; Insecta; Diptera; Drosophilidae
Gene: cact
Product: NF-kappa-B inhibitor cactus
Biological process (GO): cellular response to tumor necrosis factor
Cellular component (GO): cytosol
Molecular function (GO): NF-kappaB binding
Source: RefSeq, a predicted model, not a curated record